UGCAGUCGGCCAUUUCCGUGAAUCGGAGGCAAGCGAAAAGACCGGACGUUCGCGGAACCUUUCGGUGAUUUCCGGAAGGCGUCGGGCGAUUUCGCUUUCAAAGCCGACUGGUUGUCCCGAAAGAUUGUUCGGGUGUUUCCGGGAAGUCGUCGGUUCUUUCCGGAAAGACUGAAUGGAUGGAACUCAAGCUGCCAGACUUGGCUUGUCAGAAGCGGCUGCAGCUGUAGCUGCGGUGGCAGCUGCUGUGAGGGAAAGUCCGGAGGUAACCUCGGUGACCGUAAUGACAGGCCCAGACGCAAGGAAUGCAACAGGAAACGGCUACACUGAGGUCACUGUUUCCAGCGUUGGAGCCCCAGGAGAAAAUGUAUUCACCACUUCAGUGGCGGGCGCUACCUCCCUCUCUGAUCAUGUCCUUACAGACCGAGCAGCGCUGCAGAUAGGAGACAGGCUGAGCACAGAGAAAGCCACAUUGAUCGUUGUUCACACCGAUGGCAGUAUUGUGGAGACACAGGACCUCAAAGUCCCCUCAGCUCCAGUGACCCCAGGAUCAGAAGGUUCAUCUACUCCCUUAUCACCAGGGCCAGAGAAAGACGGCACCAAAUACAAUUGGGACUCUUCUGUGUAUGACAAUGAGCUGCCAGUGCGGUGCCGGAGUAUCAGUGGCACCUUGUAUAAGAACCGCCUGGGAUCUGGAGGAAGGGGACGCUGCGUAAAACACUUAGAUGGAUGGUACACCCCCACCGAGUUUGAAAAUAUGGCUGGCCGGGCCAGCAGUAAAGACUGGAAGAGAAGCAUCCGCUAUGCUGGCAGGCCUCUGCAGUGUCUCAUACAGGAUCGACUGCUCACCCCUCACGCUGCUUCCUGCACAUGUGCCGCAUGCUGUGAUGACCUCAGCUUGAGUGGUCCUGUGAGGCUGUUCGUCCCUUACAAGCGACGCAAGAAAGAAGGUGAACUGCCAACUGUUCCUUCAAAAAAAGCCCAGACAAAAAACAUCACUCUUCUGCCUGCCACAGCCUCCGCUACCUUCACAGUAUCAACCUCUGGGCAGAUCACGGCCACCGACUCCCUAGCAUUUGAGAGAGCUGCUACUGCGGAAGCGUCUGACAUCCUUUCUGACAGCCCACCCCAAGGAGAUGUCUUCACUGGGCCUACAGUUUUGACUUCACCUGCUUUAGCCCUUGCUCCCAGCACUCCUACCAAAGAGUCCUCCCCUGCAGUGGUAAAUGGGCUGGAAGUAUCGGAGCAACAACGGCCAUGGCUUUACAUGGAGGAAAUGGUAAAUUCACUGAUCAACACGGCUCAGCAGCUAAAGUCUUUCAUAGAGCAAGCCAAGAGUGAGGCUGCUGCUGAUAGGAAGGAGUUUACCAGCCACUUGUUCCAGCAGCCAGAAGAAAUUGAUGUAAAGCAGGAGAUUCUUCUUAGGCAGUCCUGUGUUAAUUGCGGCAGAGAGGCACUGAAUGAAUGUAAUGGCUGCCACAAAGUCAACUACUGCUCCAUCUUUUGUCAGCGGAAGGACUGGAAGGAUCACCAACAUCUGUGUGGCCAGGCACCCACUCUUUCAGUUCAUGCAGAAGAGGCACAUGUUACAGAAAAAGAUCCGGUCUAAUGGAUUUCCCAUCUCAUGUGACUUUCUUUAUUGUUUUCUCCUGAC
Messenger RNA from Xenopus laevis (African clawed frog), 1651 nucleotides. RefSeq names its product DEAF1 transcription factor L homeolog (gene deaf1.L). Bases 173 to 1606 code for a protein of 477 amino acids. Lineage: Eukaryota; Metazoa; Chordata; Amphibia; Anura; Pipidae. Gene Ontology annotation, biological process: regulation of transcription by RNA polymerase II. The record is from RefSeq and is a predicted model, not a curated record. Gene Ontology annotation, molecular function: DNA binding; DNA-binding transcription factor activity, RNA polymerase II-specific. The transcript has 12 exons. Gene Ontology annotation, cellular component: nucleus.